This is a messenger RNA of Xenopus laevis (African clawed frog), 5417 nucleotides long. It is a transcript of the gene scube2.L, whose product is annotated as signal peptide, CUB domain, EGF-like 2 L homeolog. The coding region runs from base 979 to 3990 and encodes 1003 amino acids. Gene Ontology annotation, biological process: signal transduction. The record is from RefSeq and is a predicted model, not a curated record. The transcript has 23 exons. Gene Ontology annotation, molecular function: protein carrier activity; calcium ion binding. NCBI's taxonomy places the organism in Eukaryota, Metazoa, Chordata, Amphibia, Anura, Pipidae. Gene Ontology annotation, cellular component: extracellular region; cell surface.
GGAGAUGGGAGUUUUAGAGAAUAGAAGGAAAGGUACUGGGAGCAGAGCUAGUGAUCCAGCAAAUGAGACACAGAGACCAGUGACCGGCUGAGGGGGAGAAGGGCAAGAGCUGCUGGAAGGAGAGAUCAGGACAGAGGCAAGGGGGAAGGGUAACAUAGGAAAGAGGGACAGAGGGGGAAUCAGUAGAGAAAAACACAGAAAAGAUAAGAGAACCCAACAGAGAGGGGGACAAGGAGGAGAGCAGGGGAACAUGUUAGGGCUUUGGGAAUUGGACUAGUGGCUGACACAGGAAUGAGAAGGACAUUGAGGUUUUUCCUGGGAUCACAGUAGGCAUUCAUUUCAGGAGAUAAGGGGGUCACUGUAGGGUAGAGCGGGCAGUGAGGGAGACAGAAACAGUGGGGGUUUGGUCAGAGAACUCUGUCAAAUUUGGUUAAGAAACAAUAAGAGAUUCGCUGAAUAUUUGGGAUGAAGAACAGGAGAGGUUUCAUGGAAUAGGCUUGUGGAGCACAGGAGGGACCUUCCCAUGAGGCACAGGAGAGUACUUACUGCAACGCUUUGUUGAAGCUUGUGACUGUGGAAGACUGGGCAGAGGCACAAGAGAGGACUCAAGUUUGGGUGAAGGCAAAAGAAAGGAGGUUGGCUGGAGCGCAGGUGAAGGCUCAGGACUCUACAAAGCUAAGUGGAGGCACAGCAGAAGGCUGCCUGGAAGGUUGAGUAGAAACCUGGAGAAGAAGCAAAGGGGUGGGUUUAAUGGAAGAUUAAGAAGGGGUGAAGCUGUAGGACAAGUCUUUGGAGCGGUGCGUAGUGAAAGUUGUUGCGGGAGGACUUUGAAGGGGUCUCUGGAGGAAGGUUAGGAGGGGCUAGACAAAAGAAGAGGGUCUCGGUGGGAGCGGUAUAACGGGAUCUGUAUUGAGAGCUCUGGAAAGGCGGAGUUGCAGACAGUGCAUCAGUAGGAGCAGCCACUGACUUUGCGAUAAAAUGUGCUCCUUGGGGGUGGGCCUUUGGAUUUUCCUAUCGCUUCUUCCGCUUUGCGCACCUGCGCACCCUGCAACUCGAGCGCACACAGGUGUGGAUGAAUGUGCAGAAGGCAUAGAUAAUUGCCAUGUAGACGCUAUAUGCCAGGAUACACCCAGCUCAUUCAAAUGUAUUUGCAAGGCCGGCUUUAAAGGGGAGGGAACUGUGUGUGAAGACGUUGAUGAAUGUGAUAAUGAAUUUAAUGGAGACUGCGUCCAUGAGUGCACCAACAUUCCGGGCAAUUAUCGCUGCACUUGUUACGAUGGAUUCAAGUUGGCACACGAUGGCCAUAACUGCCUAGAUGUGGAUGAGUGCUCACAUAACAAUGGCGGAUGCCAGCAUAACUGCAUUAACACGAUGGGAAGCUAUGAGUGUCGUUGUAAAGAGGGAUUCUUCCUGAGCGACAAUCAGCACACGUGUAUCCACCGCUCAGAAGAGGGGUUAAGUUGCAUGAACAAAGACCACGGCUGUGCCCAUAUCUGUAGAGAGAGUCCCAGGGGUGGUGCGUCCUGCGAUUGCCGACCUGGGUUUGAACUAGCAAAGAACCAACGCCACUGUAUCUUGACGUGUAACCAUGGGAACGGAGGAUGCCAGCAUACGUGCAAUGAUACGGACAAUGGCCUGGUUUGCAGCUGUCAUCCAAAAUACACAAUGCACUCUAACGGGAAAGCCUGCAUUGAGAAGGAUGAACCAGAGACUAAUUCCACCGCUAUAUCAGACAUGGACAAGCGAGUGAAACGGAGGCUGGUAAUGGAAACCUGUGCCGUUAACAAUGGCGGGUGUGAUCGCACGUGCAGGGACACAUCAACGGGCGUUCGCUGCAGUUGCCCUGUCGGGUUUACCCUGCAGUUUGAUGGAAAGACAUGUAAAGAUAUUGACGAAUGCCAGACCAGUAACGGUGGAUGUGACCAUUUCUGCAGAAACACUGUUGGGAGCUUUGAUUGUAGCUGCAAAACGGGCUUCAAAUUGUUAACAGACGAGAAGUCUUGUCAAGAUGUUGAUGAGUGUUCCUUCGAGCGGACAUGUGACCAGACCUGUAUCAAUUACCCAGGAUCCUUUGCAUGCACAUGUGACAAAGGCUAUACAUUGUAUGGGAUCACCCACUGUGGAGACGUAAACGAAUGUAGCAUCAACAAUGGCGGCUGCCAGCACGUCUGUGUGAACACAGUUGGCAGUUACUUGUGCCAGUGCCACCCUCGGUAUAAACUUCACUGGAAUAACAGAGACUGCGUUGAGGUAGAGAGCGUCCCUCCUGCUUUUGUAUCGCCAAAAGGCAUUCUGCGUUGUGUUAAGAAUGGUGGGAAUGAGAGGUGUUUCCUAAGCUGCCAGUCUGAUGUUCAUUCUGUUCCUGGCCUGCAAGAUGCCUUCAGCAUCACCUGUGGAUCUCCUGUGCCUCUCAAAUCUCGAAAUGGGAGAAAUAAUGAAACACUAAACACAGACGUGGCGACAGUCAGAACAAGCACGACGUUUAAGGUGAGCGAGGGAACGUGCCGAGUCAGGAGAUCAGAUGUAAGCCAGGAUUUCACUCAGCAGAAAGGAUCAGAGAAACACAAUGUGGUGUACGAGAGAUUCUGCUUUGUGAAUAUAACGUGCAGGAGCAGAGCCGGCGUCGGACAGAAGGGAGCGGCCAAGGAAACCUUUCUCACUGCUGAAUUUGAGAUUGAAUUAAACCACAAGGAGGUGACAGACUCCUGCAGCUUCACCUGUGCCCGGAGGAAAGCGGAAAAAAGGCUGCGCAAGACGAUCAGGACGUUACGGAAAGCCAUCAGCAAGCAGCACUUCCACACACGACUGUCCGGAAAGGACUUGGAUGUCGGAAAAAAGUCUCCCAGGCAGUCGGAUUCACAGGAGUUAUGUGGCACAGGGCAAGUACGAGUGGACAGCAAAUGUGUCAACUGCCAGGCGGGGACUUACUAUGACGGUGACAAGGAACAGUGUGUCUUGUGCCCUAAUGGAACAUAUCAGACUGAGGAGGGGCAGAUAACCUGUGAAACUUGCCCCGGCCCUGAGACAAGAGAGAACCAGAGGACAGCAGGAGCUCGCUAUAUAACGGAGUGUGUAGGUGUUUGCCCACCGGGCGAGUUCUCUUCUGAUGGUUUCAGACCAUGUGAAUCGUGUCCAUUCGGCACCUACCAGUCUGAUGGGGGACGUACUUCUUGCUUUCCCUGUGGGGGUGGCCUGACCACCAAGCACUCCGGAUCCACUUCAUUCCAAGACUGCGAAACGAGAGUUCAGUGCUCCCCGGGACAUUCCUACAACACCACCACUCACAGAUGCGUCCGAUGCCCCGUGGGCACUUACCAGCCCGAAUUCGGGCAGAAUUACUGUGUGUCCUGCCCGGGAAACACCAGCACCGACUUCGACGGCUCCACCAACGUAACUCAGUGUAAAAACAGGCAGUGUGGAGGGGAACUCGGAGACUUUGCCGGAUACAUCGAAUCCCCCAACUAUCCGGGAAAUUACCCGGCAAACACCGAAUGCACUUGGAACAUUAAUCCUCCACCCAAGAGGCGCAUCCUGAUUGUGGUGCCGGAAAUAUUUCUGCCCAUAGAAGAUGACUGCGGAGACUAUCUGGUGAUGAGGAAAAGCGCUUCUUCCAAUUCUGUGACCACGUACGAGACGUGUCAGACCUACGAACGCCCCAUCGCCUUCACCUCGAGAUCCAAAAAGCUUUGGAUCCAGUUCAGAACGAAUGAAGGGAACAGCGCCAAGGGCUUCCAGGUUCCGUAUGUUACGUAUGACGAAGAUUAUCAGGAGCUGAUAGAGGACAUUGUCAGAGACGGGAGAUUAUACGCUUCGGAGAAUCACCAGGAAAUUCUCAAGGAUAAAAAGCUGAUCAAGGCCCUAUUCGACGUCCUGGCCCACCCGCAGAACUACUUUAAAUACACAGCACAAGAAUCGCGGGAGAUGUUCCCCAAAUCUUUCAUCCGACUGCUGCGCGCCAAGGUGUCCAGAUUCCUACGGCCUUACAAGUAAACCCACUUGCCUUCCCACUGACGGACUUUAUACAAAUUUCAUUAUUAAGCCGACGGUUUCGCUCGCUCGAUAUCACCCCUCAGAGCCACCUGGAAAUGAUGUUUUCCCAAAUGUAUUGUAAAUAUCCAGAUAAUAGACUUUAUUGUGUUGCCUUUAGCUGAAUUCCUAUGGGAUAUAGAGAUGUUUCUAGGCUACUGGCCUCCUAUAUCAGACAAGAAUUCUGGGAAAUAUAUAAUCUAGCCAAUCCAAUUGCUUCUACUAGUGCAAGCAUGCUUUAACAGCAACGAAUUUGAAGUAUGAAGCUCAGGAUGUAAGCGACUGCCCAAAUCUUCCAAAAUAUCUUCCUCCCGGGGAUAUGGGGCCCUCCUGCUACAACAGACCCUCAUCGUCAAUAAAAAAUCAGAUCCUUCCUCAAAGAUGAUUGGAAUACAACUCCCUCCAUUCUGUAUUGGAGUAAAACAUUGUAGCAGGUCAUUAUAACAGAGAUGGACAUUUCCUUUUUGGGGUUCACCAUGCAAGCGUGUAACGGACUCCAGACACACGGACGUUUGGUUUUGGAUUUCUUAAAUCAGCAACUGCAAAAAAAAAAAAAACACAUAUUUUCCCUUGAACUCUCAUGUUUUGUAUUGUAAGAAAUCAUAGAUCCCUUGGUCUAUAAGGAGAUAAAGCAACGUUGGUUCGAUGGAGGAUCCUUAAUAAAGGUUUAGGGUUUUUUUGUUGCACUGGUAUCUAGGAUUAAAUUCCCUGGCAACCAAAUGCCGGAACAUGGGACUGCUGAGCAAAAAAAUAUUAAAAAAAGUGAAUAUCAAUGUGACCCACUGUGAAAAUGGGAAAAGGUUGGAUCUGCUGUUCUAAGUAAGUUUGGAUCCAAUCCCUCAGAUCAAUGAAACAAACAGAAACCUUUGAAAACAAACUUUGCAAAAAAAAAAAAAAAAUCGCAGAGAUUCCGACUUUAACCCAAGACCAAGGUUUCGUCACCGAGGAGCUGACGCUUUAUCCGGGGGGCCGCGCUGAUCAUAAACGAGAAAAAAAAACACGACUCUUUAAAUUGUACAUAAUGUAAAAACUUGAGUUUAUAAAUACAAAUCUUCUCUGUCGGAUUUAGAGAAGGGAUUGGUGUAUUUAAAGGCACGGCAGGACAGGAAUAGAGUAUUUUUGUAGACUAUAAAAGCGAUUAUUCGCCUCUCUGGGAUUAAUUGUGAGGAGUGAGGGACCGUCACACACGUGAUCCACCUCCAACCAGCAACUGAUUGUUUCCUAUAACAUUUCUUGUCAUGUCAUUCUAUUUUUGUACCUUUAUAUUCAUCCUCCGUAUGGAACCCAAUAACAAUGUAUCACUGAGCCUUCUUUCACAUAGCGGGACCUGAUUCUUUAUGUAAUUGGAACUCUGUAUAUAUCCAUAAGGAAUAAAAUCACAGUAAAUUAUA